Messenger RNA from Pseudonaja textilis, 3575 nucleotides. RefSeq names its product FLT3 interacting zinc finger 1 (gene FIZ1). Gene Ontology annotation, biological process: regulation of immune system process; negative regulation of transcription by RNA polymerase II; regulation of cytokine production. Gene Ontology annotation, cellular component: nucleoplasm. The record is from RefSeq and is a predicted model, not a curated record. Lineage: Eukaryota; Metazoa; Chordata; Lepidosauria; Squamata; Elapidae. Gene Ontology annotation, molecular function: RNA polymerase II cis-regulatory region sequence-specific DNA binding; DNA-binding transcription repressor activity, RNA polymerase II-specific.
UCGGGGUUGGAUUGGAGGGUGGCGGGAGCGAUUGUCGCCAGAGGUCAACGCUUCCUCGCGGCGACCCUCCUGAUCAGUUUCUCUAGGGGGGGGGGGGGGGGGUGAGGGCAGACGCUCGCCUUCCUGUCGCCGUCCGUCGAAGGAUCUGCCCUUCACUAAAAUGUCGGCGCCGAUAAGAAGUUAAGAACAUUGGGUAGAUGGAGAGCCAUGUUGAAACAUGGCCAGAGGGCCAGCAUUCCCAGGAGGCUCCAGGAGGUGUUCAGGCGGCCCCUGGAACUGAGGAAGAAUGUGCUGUUCUCUACUCGGAUGCUGAGGACGACCCCUCACUCUUGACGGUCAAUGGAGCAGGCCCCCGAGCCCCCUUUCAUUGCUCUGAAUGUGACAAGAGCUUCCGCUACCGUUCGGACCUGCGGCGCCAUUUUGCCCGACACACUGAACUGAAGCCUUUCCAGUGCCCUCACUGUGUCAAGAGCUUCAAGCAUUCUUUCAACUUGGUGAACCACAUCCGGAGCCACACUGGGGAGCGCCCCUAUCGCUGCACCAUGUGCCCCAAAGGCUUCCGGGACUCCACGGGGCUUCUUCACCAUCAGGUGGUCCACACUGGAGAGAAGCCAUACUGCUGCCACAUCUGCGAGCUCCGUUUCUCCUCCCGCAGCAGUUUGGGCCGCCACCUCAAGCGCCAGCACCGGGCAUCUCCUGCCACCGCAGCCCCUCAAGCGCCUACCCCGCGCUGCUUGGCUUGCGGCAAAGAGCAGAGUCCCUUGGGGCACCUUUGUGCUGCUGGCCGAGGCCGGGCCGCCCCUUUUGGUUGUGGGGCCUGCGGGCGGCACUUCCAGCUAGCCUCUGAACUUCGCCGUCAUUGGCUGGCUCAUACCGACAUCAAACCCUUUAAAUGUCCAGAUUGCGAGAGAGAUUUCAAUGCUGCAUCCCUCUUGGAACGCCAUAAACUCACUCAUGCCAAGGACAGGCCCCCGCCGUGCCAGCUUUGCUCCAAGAAAGCUCAGAAGAGGGAUGGGAGGAUGCUAGAACUGAAGGGCAUGAAGGAACAGCCAAAAGGCGGUGAGCAGCAGCAGCCGCAGGAGGCCCAGCAGCAUAGCAGAGGCUGUCCAUCCAGCCACUCUCCCGAUACUCGCCCCCCAGACACGUUGUACCAGUGUGAGUGUGGAACGUUUUUUGCCAACAGCAGCACCCUUGCAGCUCAUCUGACUGCCCACGGAGGCGAGCCCUCUUUCACCUGUGGCAUAUGUGGCCAGCCCUUUGUGAACUUGCAGGCUCUGGAGGAGCACCAGCUGAGCCACGCUGUGUCCACAGCACCAGUGCCGGGUCCAGGCAGCGAGCUAGAACGCCACCUGUUGCCCCAGUUAGAACUCCGGACAUUUCCAACUCAGCCCGGCAAGAAACUCUACAAGUGCAGCGAAUGUGAGAAAUUCUUCCGAAGUCCCCGAGAUCUGGACCGUCACGUCUUGGUGCACACCGGUGAGAAGCCCUACCAGUGCACUGAAUGCGGCAAGUUCUUCCGGCAUGAAUGUUACCUGAAAAGGCACCGUCUGUUGCACAGUGGCGAGCGUCCUUUCAAGUGCACUGUGUGCCACAAGGGUUUUAUCACCCUGAGCAACCUCUCCCGCCAUCUCAAGCUUCACCGAGGGAUUGACUAGGAGGGCUAUCCUGAACUCCUCUAAGCAUAACCCUCCUUCCCCGGCGCUACCUCCAUCCCACAGUGGCAUCCACAGAAGUUCCUGUUUUGGAGGUAGACUUCUGCCUGACGUUCUCGAACUCUGCCUGCCCUGCCCUCCUUCCUGGUUCAGUACUUUAGGGAAAGGACUUGAAAGGAUAAAAAAUAUUAUUAUUAUUAUUAUUUACCAAUGUUCCACUACUGUUAAUAGAGUACAUUGCACAUGCUUGGCAAAUUAUAAGGUGUGUCGGGUAGAAAGGAAUAUCUGCCCUGAUCUGUUCCAGAAAAGUUUUUUUUUUAUUUCAGAACAGGAAUAUUCAGAGCCAUGCAAAGAAAUUAUGAGAGGAAAAAAACUUUGUUUAAGUGUCUAACGUCUGAAGGUACUUGCGUGUGCGUGAGCUUAACAGUGCUGAAAUGACUUUGGCCAAUAGUCCUGGAGAAAGAGCUUUGAGGCAGAGCCAUACUCUCUCUCCAGGGAAUGAGGAAACUUUGCUGGAUAUUUAAAGAGGCAGAAUAUUUCUUCACCCUUCAGUAUUUCCCAAUCACUUUAGUACUGGGAUCUUGUACUAAAAGGCAGCACAAUUGGCCAGAAAGGAUAAAUGUGCACAAAUCUAACAUGCUGUCAUUCUUUUUAGUCUGUGUAGUUUUCUUUCCUUUUCCCGUUCUGUUCUUGAUGGGACUACAGUUAGAUGUACUUCCUGUUCCUCAAAGUAGAGAAAUCUUAUGUCCCUCAUAAUAAUCAUUAUCUCCGAAGGUUAAAUAGGGGUAACAUGUUUAUGUCAUAAUUGUACACAUCUGUAAUUUACUGAGAAUAUCCAAAAAGGUUCAACUUGAUUUAGAGAAGCCCACAACUACAAGAUUUGAGGACUUUUGCUUCACAGUAUGUAUGGUACCAAAGGGAUAUUAGAAAAGGGAUAUUAGGUAUUGAAAAAUAAUUCACACCGUUGAUUAAAAAAAAAAAAUCACAAAAUUUAACAGUCUGUCUCUUCUCCUCCAAAUAUCAGCCUUUUAUGUUUAUUUUAUUUAUCUCUCAUCUUCCUACAGCUUCCACCAGCAUUUCUAGCACACACCGUCCAAAUUUUCUUCACAGCAACAAUUUUAUGAGGGAGUCUGGGACAGCUGGACAGCUUGAGGAGGGUGAAUUCUGUUUCCCAUUUUUAAUUUUGAGAUAUGACAUGUUUUCUCCUUUUUUAACUUAUCAGCCAGAAGAAUGCUCACUUGGGACACCUCUGCUAUUCCUUUCUGAAAACUGUGUAAAGGCCAAAUAGAUGCCUUUGCUUUGGUGUGAAGUUUCAAGACAGAGAAACUUAGUAUUUAAUAGAAGGCAAUGUUUAACAAGAUAAUUUAAGAGUAUUUAUCAUUUAAAUGGUAAUAUUGAGGAGCUGGUAUAUUUCUCCUUCAUGGCUGUAAGAAGGGUGAAAUUUUGAGUUGGCCUAAGAUUCUGUAUAAUUUCAAAAUGAUAUUUCAAACUGCUAAUUUUGUUAGCUGCGUAGUAUCAUCUCACAAAGAUUGAGAUGUCCUAGGACAAAGCAAAGCUCACAUUUAUGUGUUAAUAACGGAGAACAAUGGAGAACAAACUAAAAAGCAAGGCAUAUUAUUUAAAUCAGGGAUAUUUAGCCUCAGCAACUUUAAGACGUGUGGACUUCCACUCUGAGAAUUCACCAGCCAGCAUGGCUGGUUGGGAAUUCUGGGAGUUGAAGUCCACACGUCUUAAAGUUACCAAGGUUGGAGACCCUGCUCUAAACUAAGAAAUUAGAAUAUAGCGAAUAGCUGUAUGUUCUUGUACUUUAUAUGAAAACCUAACACUGGGUUGGCUUUGCUUCAUAUUCUUGCCUGUCUGCUGCCAUCCAUAAGGUCUCCUGGCUGAGCAGGCUCAUUUCUCCGUUCCCUACAAAUUCUGGAU